Molecule: messenger RNA, 2188 nt
Organism: Coniophora puteana RWD-64-598 SS2
Lineage: Eukaryota; Fungi; Basidiomycota; Agaricomycetes; Boletales; Coniophoraceae
Product: MFS amino acid permease
Exons: 5
Coding region: 71-1816 (581 amino acids)
Biological process (GO): transmembrane transport
Molecular function (GO): transmembrane transporter activity
Source: RefSeq, a predicted model, not a curated record
AUCUUCUCGCUCUACCUCGCCUUGCCCGAGGCUCAUUCUUACAGGCAGCCAUCCCAGCGAGACAGGAGCCAUGGCUUCAACACAAGAGCCAGAGAAGCAGGAGCGCAAGGACAAGUGGCAGUCCGAGGAGCAGGUCAUCCCCAAGAACAAUCUCCCGCUCGUCUUCAGUGGGUUGAUGUGCGCCGUCUUCUUGGCCGCCCUUGACCAGACCAUCGUCGCCACUGCUCUUCCGACGAUCGUUCAGGACCUCGGCGGAGGUAACAAUAUCAGUUGGGUCGGAAGUGCGUACAUGCUCGCCAGUGGUGCGCUCGGACCCCUCUACGGCAAGUUCUCCAACAUGUUCGGUCGCAAGCCCGUUUUGUACAGCUCCAUCCUCGUGUUCCUCCUCGGAUCCGCGCUCUGCGGCGCUGCGCAGAACCUGACGUGGCUGAUUGUUUGCAGAGCUGUUCAAGGCCUCGGAGGUGGAGGCAUCAUGCAGAUGGUCAUCAUCACCAUGUCGGACAUUGUUCCGCUCAAGGAUCGAGGCAAGUUUGGUGGUCUUAUCGGCUCAACGUUCGGAAUUGCCAGUGUCGUAGGGCCGCUUAUUGGAGGGGCGUUUGCCGAUCACGUCAGCUGGCGGUGGUGUUUCUUCGUCAACUUGCCAACCGGUGGUGUGGCUGCGGUCAUCCUAUUUUUCUUUCUGCACCUCAACCCGCAUGAAACGAAGCCCCUCAGAGAGCACAUCGCCGAACUUGACGUUGUUGGCAUUUUCCUCUUCAUCACCGGCGUUGUCUGCCUCCUCCUCGGGUUCAACUUCUCCCAGACCUCCUGGUCGACACCGCAGACCAUUGCACUCCUCGUCAUUGGCGUCGUCCUCCUGGUCGCUGGCACAAUCAACGAGAUCUACACACCACGCUCGGCAAUUAUCCCGCCGCGCGUGAUGAAGGCCCGUACACCCGCGAUCAUGAUCAUCUCUGGCUUCCUGCACGCCAUCACGUUCUUCGGCGCGUCGUACUACCUCCCAACGUAUUACCAAGUCCUCGGCGCAUCGCCGACGUCUGCCGGUAUCAGGAUGAUCCCAUUCUCGUUCGGCGGCGCCAUCUUUUCGACUUUCUACGGCUUCCUCGUCUCCAAGACGGGUCAGUACCGCCCCGUCAUGUGGUUCUGUUGGGCGAUCAUGACGCUCGGCUGGGGACUCAUGUACACGCUCGACUUUAACUCGUCCACCGCGAAGAAAGAAGUGUACCCGCUGAUCGCCGCCAUCGGUGUCGGCGGACUGUUCCAGGCGCCCGUCGUCGCAAUCCAGGCGAGCAUGCCGGCAAAGGACAUGGCCACGUCCACGGCCGCGUUCAUGUUCAUCCGCACGGUCGGCGCCGCCAUCGGCAUCAACAUCGGCGAGGCGAUCAUCUCGAGCGUCCUGCGCAACAAGCUCGCGAGCGUCCCUGGGCUGAGCGGUGUCGUCGGCGACACCGCGGCGAGCCUGAACGACGCGCUGCGGAAGAUCGCGUUGAUCCCCGACGCGGCGACGCGCGAUGCGCUACAGCAUGCGUAUUCGCGCGCAAUCAGCACGAUCUGGCUGAUGAACACGCCCAUUGCGGGUGUUGGUCUCAUUUUGUGUCUCUUUGUGCGCCAUUAUUCGCUCAACCGCACCACCGUGCGCGGGGGCGAGAAGAAGACUGGAGACCUCGCUGUCGCUGCCGCUGCGCCUGCUACGACUGCGUCGUCGACGGACCUCGCUGCGGACCUCGAGAAGUCGGAGAAGCCCAUGGACGACGCUGUUGAGGACGACAAGAAGUCGCGCCCAACGACGGCGGGCACGGAGCGGACGCACGUCUAGUCGGAUUACAACGUCGGACUUUUUCGUCUUUGUCUUUGUUCUCGCUUUCCCUUUUCACAUUUUGGGACAGGGGUGACAUCUAGGUUCUCCGGAUUACUAAAAGGCUAUUCGCAUCGUUACGGAACGGGAUACAACAUCUACCACCGAUUCCCCCAUUUCAAGUUUAUUUCACUCUCAUCUCACGACUCAGUACUCAUCUAUAGACCGACGCAUCUCCUCAUCAUUUACUACGACCAUAUCCACGCCUGCACUAUCUACGGCUGCACCGGCUCCCUCCCGCAUUAUACACUGUGCACUUAUUAUUCAUUAUUUCGGGUACGAGUAGGUAGUAGUCAUGACCCGUUUAUGACGGUUGCACAAAUAGCAUUAAAU